CUCCGUGUCUCAUUCCACCACGGUCAAGCCUGCCGGUAGAGUUAACGUUCUUCAGCUCCACAGGAAUCAUUUCAUUUGGAAACUUGAAACGGAAUUUAUAUUUAUAACAAACGUCGUUUUAUUUAUUUAAAGUAAACGUAACCGUCUAACUAAUUUCACAGGUAACCGUUGGUUUAAGAUCGUAAUUUCUACAGAAACGGACUUUAACAGCAGAGCCGGGUCGUGCUAACAAAGAAAAUCCUUUCUCUUCACAAAUAAUCCCCAUUACUCUCUUUAGUUAUGAGUCAUGUGGUCAUUGAUAAUCCACACGGUCUAGAUCAGCAGCUUGCUGCUCUAGACUUGAACUCUGCUGACGGACAAGGCGGAGGAACUGGCAGGCGUUACAUUCCACCUCACUUGAGAAACAAAGAUGCACCAAAAAACGCAGGAAAUGCUUAUUCCGCUGGUAGACAGUACGGUUAUUCAGUGGCACCAGUAAAUCUCUAUUCACCUGGAUGGGACGGUGGACGCAGCAAUGGAUUUGUGAAUGGGUACCACGACAACCGCACAAAUGGGGGCUUUGGAGGGCGAGGACCCCCUCGCAAUGAUAGAGGUGGGCGUGGCGCCUACCGUGGUAACAGGGGUGGAGGCUCGUUUAAUCAACCAUUACAAAAUGCAGGGUUUAGUGGUGGUGAAGGCAACUGGGGAGGAGCUCCUAGGGAUGCUGCCUACAACAGCUUUGGCGGACGCAACGAUCAAAGGUCAAAGUCCACCUUCUUCAAUGAACGUGGAGCAGGCUCAAGGGGAAGAUAUGAGCGUGGGGGCUUUUCUAGUGGAGGAAACAACCGCUGGUCAGACGAAUCUAGAGAGGAGGAUUGGUCCAAGCUCUCCGCUCCCAACGAGCGCCUGGAAAACGAGCUUUUCUCUGCAAGCAACACUGGGAUAAACUUUGAGAAAUAUGAUGAUAUUCCCGUGGAUGCCACUGGAAACAACUGCCCGCCACACAUUGAAAGCUUCCAUGAUGUGGACAUGGGGGAGAUUGUUAUGGCGAACAUCGGCCUGAGUCGCUACGAUUGUCCCACUCCGGUCCAGAAGCAUGCUAUCCCCAUCAUCAAGUCCAAGAGAGACCUGAUGGCCUGCGCCCAGACUGGCUCCGGUAAGACUGCUGCUUUCUUGCUGCCGGUGCUGAGUCAGAUCUACCAAGAGGGGCCAGGAGAUGCUCUGCAGGCCGCCAAGAACUCUGGACAGGACAACGGAAGGUAUGGCCGCCGUAAGCAGUACCCAAUCGCUCUUGUCCUGGCUCCCACCAGAGAGCUGGCUCUGCAGAUCUACGAUGAGGCCAGAAAGUUUGCCUAUCGCUCACGUCUGCGUCCCUGCGUGGUGUAUGGCGGUGCGGAUAUUGGUCAGCAGAUCAGGGAGUUGGAGAGAGGCUGUCACCUGUUGGUGGCCACACCUGGACGUCUGGUUGACAUGAUGGAGAGGGGAAAGAUCGGUCUCGACUAUUGCAACUUCUUGAUCCUGGAUGAGGCUGACCGCAUGUUGGACAUGGGUUUUGAGCCACAGAUCAGACGCAUUGUGGAGCAGGAUACAAUGCCGCCUAAAGGCAUCCGUCAGACCAUGAUGUUCAGUGCCACUUUCCCCAAGGAGAUCCAGAUCCUGGCUCGUGACUUCCUGGAGGACUACAUUUUCCUGGCAGUGGGCCGAGUUGGUUCCACUUCAGAAAACAUCACCCAGAAGGUGGUCUGGGUGGAGGACGGCGACAAGAGGUCCUUCCUUCUUGACCUGCUCAAUGCCACAGUUAUUCCCAGUGAGGUUCAGGAAAAUGUGACAGAGGCACCAGAGAAACCGGGCAAAGAAUCGUUGACUCUGGUGUUUGUGGAAACCAAGAAAGGCGCCGAUGCUCUGGAAGACUUCCUUUACCACGAGGGUUACGCCUGCACCAGCAUCCACGGAGAUCGCUCCCAGAGAGACCGAGAGGAAGCUCUGCAUCAGUUCCGGUCAGGACGCUGCCCCAUCUUGGUGGCUACAGCUGUGGCUGCCAGAGGUCUGGACAUCAGCAAUGUGAAGCACGUCAUUAACUUUGAUUUGCCCAGUGACAUUGAGGAAUACGUUCACCGUAUUGGCCGUACGGGACGUGUGGGCAACCUUGGUCUGGCCACGUCGUUCUUUAACGACAAAAACAGCAACAUAACCAAAGAUUUGCUGGACAUUUUGGUGGAGGCCAAGCAGGAGGUUCCCUCCUGGCUUGAAAGCCUGGCCUACGAGCACCAGCACAAGAGCACCACCCGUGGACGCUCUAAGAGGUUCUCUGGUGGAUUCGGAGCUAGAGACUACCGUCAGACCCCUGGUGGCUCUGCAAACAGCUUCAGUAGCAACCGUGGUGGUGGUGGUGGAGGUGGGCGUAGCGCUGGAGGCCAUGGAGGAGGAAACCGUGGCUUCGGUGGAGGGAGCUUUGGUGGCAACUUCUACGGCAACGACGGCUACGGAGGAAAUUACAGCCACUCUGGGAGUGUGGAUUGGUGGGGCAACUAGUCGCCAUAGGAAGAGGUUGCCAUGUCAACCCAACCCAAUGGAAACCACAUGUUAACUUAAGCCAGACCAUAACAAAAACCCUCCCUGUGUAGCUUCACUGACACACAGUACAUUACCAACCCUGGUUCUCUGCCAUUCGCUUCUCAAAAAGGAAGUGCAGCACGACGCAAAGGAAAGGUCACCAGCACGUGCAACGCACCGGAGAACGCAGAGAUUCGCACACCUCAGAGUGAGCAUGGAUGCUGACAUGCAUUGUCCGAUAGCAACUUCGGACUUUCAUUGUUAAAAGUAUUUUUGUUCUUUUUUGUGAAAAACACAGACACACACACAGACACACACACAGACACCCAAUCGAAUAACCUGAGGAUCAUUUCUAUGUUAAUGUACUGUGCCUUUUGGAAUUUAGACAGGAAAUCUUAUGUUUUCAUUUCACCAGAUGAACAUGGCCAAGAGCUUCUAAAUUUUAUUUUAUUUUUGUUUGGUGAAAAAAUAUUUAAAAAGAAAUGUAAGCUUGGACUUAAUCAAACCUUGGCAAACACUGGGGUAUUGUGGCUCUGAGUCAUGAUUCCAUUUGAACUUCAAAUUUAUCGCAGGAACAUCAUGUAGCCUUUUUCUAAUAGUCAAACAGCUAACGGAGCCGUUACUAUGUCUAAUACAAACUGGGCCACUCUGUGAAGCCGUUGAUUUUAAUCCUAAGGGACAAAGUUACAUUCGUUUAUUUUAUUUUUUUCUUUUUCUGUUUUUUGCUCACUCUAUCCUGGACCGGCUCCUUUUUAUGGAUAUGAUAGUCUUUGAAAUAGCCAUUCCUAUUGUAAUCUUAAGAAACACAUAAGUCAUUAAGCUCAGUGCCAACAAAUCGCUGAGGUUCAAACCAGAAUUAUCACUGCUGGAACUUGUUACUCCACAUUUUUCAAUUGACUUUGACAGUGUUACGGCAGCUAGUGUGUUACCAAGUGCUAGCUAACGUGAAGUGGGCGGUGUUUUUUGUUUAUUUUUACUUGAGACAUUUUUGGUGCAGGUGUGUGCGAAAUUUGAAAAACUGACCUUUCAGUUUUUUUGAUUUUUGAAUUGUUAUACUACAAAUAUGUAUCAAAACAAAAAAUGCCUGCCAUCUUGAGAGUGAAGUUCAAAAUGGCUGCAUAAAGGACCACAGCAUCGGGCAAGGGCAUAGCGUGGUGUUAGCGUAUUUUUUUUUUUUUAACCGAAUCGACCGGCAACCACGAGGCCCAGAUGGUAUUCUACGCUUGCAAGUGUUUUGUUUUUUGGUCAAGGAGGAAAGACACGUGAACUUGAGUCGCAGGCUUAACUUAAUUACAAACGUUUUCUCUUUUCAAGCUGCGUUGGGAGGCAUGGUUCAUCUUUAAGAGACAAGACAUUUGAACGAUCACUGAGGUUUAUCAAUUUAAAAAAAAAAAAAAAACCGCGAGGGAACAGAGCGGGUAGAGCAGCACUUCGACCACUGUGGUUAGGGGGUGGGGUCACGGGGCUAGGCGUUUAGGGGUAGGCUGGGAGGUCGGCGCGGUUCUCGGGGCACCGCCGUCGUUGGCGGCUUUGGUUUCCAUUGCUGCGUAGUGUAACUGCAGGUGGCCAAAGAUAGGGGAGUAUCCACUUCCUUAUGGAACAUUUAAAGUACUGUCAGGUCGUCUGGGAGUUCAUCUGCUCAGACAUGUAUACAAAUAAUAAUAAUAUUAAUCUGUGGCUCUGUGAAGCCAGAGCAGGCUUUUCCUCUCAAAGAGGAGCAGCCAUCAAGAGGAGGAGAGAUGGGGCGUUUCACCUCAAAAUGCUCCCAAUUUUCUCAUCGGGUGUGUUGUGCCUUGAAAACCUUUAUAUUUUUUUCUCUUUAGUUUUAUUUUUUUUUUUUUUUUUUAAGAAAUUGAACUAAAAGCGGAUGCACUGACAGUGUUGAGAACUUGAGAUUGAAUGGUGCUACUUGAUUUAGGUGUGUUGUAGGCCCUUAUUGCGUCGUGCCCAUCAAGUUUUACGAAAAGUUCUUUUAUUGCACAUCUAGAGUUUUAUAUAGAUGUCUUCGAUAUGUGUCCUUAGCUUCCAAAUAUUGUGUGUGAGAGAGGAGAUUGUGGAAAAAUAAAACGCAGCUUGUUUACAAAAGGGGACGGGUUCUCAACGUUUAAACCAGGAUUUAUUUGGGACCAGGGGAUUUAGCAGUCGGGGGGGGAAUUUAGCCAUUUGCACAGAUUUCUAGAUUCUACUUUUGCUGCUAGUUUUGUGUAAUUUAUUAAGCAUUUUUGACAAAUAUUUAUUUUUGUAAGCCUCAAAGUGAUUCUUUGAAAGUUUCAGAAACUUGACCAAAAGACAGUACAAAAAACACUGGCACUUGAAUGUUGAAUGUCACCUGUAUGCGUGAAAUUUAUAUAUUUCGGGGUAGUGUGAGCUUUUUAAUGUUUAAGAUACAUUGGACUCGGUAAAUAAUAUCCACAGCUGUUUCAAGGGCCUCAUCAGGGCCGCUCAUCUCUUAUUAAAAUCCAAUUAAUUGGUCAACAAAAUUAGAAAUGGAAUUGGACAAACAUGCCAAGGUUUGGAAUAACGCUGUCAAACGAGCAAAAACUUAAAAAAAACAAAAAACAAAUCUGAAGCACAUCAGUGCUGAAGGGUUUCAGAUUCUCCAAUUGUGUGCAUUAUUGAUUCUUUACUCUAAUUUGAACUGAUUUUUCUCCAGUGAAUGUCUGGCACAUGGCAAUCCUUAAAAGAAACAAACAUGUGGUUUAUUCUCAUUGUUGUAUUUGCAUAUAUGCCCCCUGUGGCGUUCUCCGUGAAUGUGGAGCAGGUCUGCAGGGUUUAUUUCUGACGCCGCUCCGCGUUGGAAUAGUUUAAAAUGUAUCGGAAGCUUGUGCACGUUGUUGCAGGCAGAAGCAGAGACUUGUUCCACAUUCUCCGAGGAACCCUAGGGCUCUUUAGACGUAGACUUUGCUUUCUGUAUUAGCUGAUAGGCUACUGCACUGCAUGGGAAAUAACUCAGCUGUGCAAUUGUAUGAUUUUACCAAAAUAAAAAAUGUUUUUGAAUGCAAAAAGUA
Molecule: messenger RNA, 5540 nt
Organism: Perca fluviatilis (European perch)
Lineage: Eukaryota; Metazoa; Chordata; Actinopteri; Perciformes; Percidae
Gene: ddx3xa
Product: DEAD-box helicase 3 X-linked a
Exons: 20
Coding region: 280-2511 (743 amino acids)
Biological process (GO): cell differentiation; gamete generation
Cellular component (GO): P granule; nucleus
Molecular function (GO): RNA helicase activity; RNA binding; ATP binding
Source: RefSeq, a predicted model, not a curated record